UACAUACACAUAUCAAUAUAUUUGCCUGACCUUGCCGGCUUCAACCUUCUCUUCGUCUUCUUCUCUUCUUCUUCUUCUUCUCUCUAGAUUCUUGAAAUUCUCCUGAUUUUGUACAAUAACAGCACACAAAAUGAGAACCUUUUGUUUCUUCUUCGCAAUUGUGGUUAUACUACUAUUGUCAAUUUCAUCGGUGCCAAGCUCAGCUCACUUCUUCCAUAACAUAUCCUCACUACCUCCGCCGCUCCCGAACGUCCCCGCCACUACCGGUCCCUGGGACGCCUUCAAGAAUCUCGUGGACAGCAACCCUGGCGACAAGAUUGACGGAUUAGCCAAGCUCAAGAACUACUUUCACCACUUCGGUUACAUACCAAAUGUUCCAUCUAAUUUCACUGACGAUUUCGAUGACUUGCUUGAAUCGGCUAUCAAGACUUACCAGCAGAACUUCAAUCUUAAUGUGACCGGAAAGCUCGAUGAGCAGACGAUGAAUCACGUCACGAAGCCGCGAUGUGGCAACGCUGAUAUAAUCAACGGCACGUCCACGAUGAAUUCAGGCAAAACGACGCCGUCUAAUACAACCCUUCAUACUGUUUCGCACUACACGUUCUUUCCUGGCAAGCCGCGUUGGUCGGUUAGUGACAGCGAGUUGACCUACGCGUUUCUGCCUGGGAAUCAGUUGGCGGCGGAUGUGAAGAGCGUGUUCACACGCGCUUUCGAUCGGUGGUCGGAGGUCACCACGUUAACUUUCGUAGAAACGGAUUCGUACUCGAGCGCAGACAUCAAGAUCGGGUUUUAUAGUGGGGACCACGGGGAUGGAGAGCCGUUCGAUGGAGUUUUAGGGACGCUGGCCCACGCUUUUUCGCCGCCGAGCGGGUGGUUCCACUUGGACGGCGAAGAGAAUUGGGUGACUUCCGGUGAUUUGACAUCAUCGUCGUCGACGACAGCUGUGGAUCUCGAAUCGGUGGCAGUGCAUGAGAUCGGGCACUUGUUAGGAUUAGGGCAUUCGUCAGUCGAGGAAGCGAUCAUGUAUCCGACUAUAACGUCCGGGACGAGAAAGUUGGAGCUGGCCAGCGACGACAUUGCUGGAAUUCAAGAAUUGUAUGGCGCCAAUCCGAAUUACAACGGGUCAGCGGCGACGCCGUCUACAGAGCAGCAGGACACCAGUGGGGCCUAUAGUGUGGAUUCUAUGUGGGGCCUGAUCGUGUUGAUGACCGUCGGAUUUGUCUUGCUGUUUUUGUAAAUAUAGGUUGGAUUAUUAGUCACUAGAUUACGAUUUUUUUUCGUACAUACAUACAAUAGAGGGGAUAUUUAUUUAGUGGUGACAGCGAUAUAUUUGUUCUGAUUCAUAUGGUAUUUAUUUUAUUAUUUUAAAUAUUUGUAAAUACAAAUCAUAAUGAAAAAUCUUUUAUUCAUAAUA
Messenger RNA from Tripterygium wilfordii, 1414 nucleotides. RefSeq names its product metalloendoproteinase 2-MMP-like. The transcript has a single exon. Gene Ontology annotation, biological process: proteolysis; extracellular matrix organization; collagen catabolic process. Gene Ontology annotation, cellular component: extracellular matrix. The record is from RefSeq and is a predicted model, not a curated record. Bases 131 to 1237 code for a protein of 368 amino acids. Lineage: Eukaryota; Viridiplantae; Streptophyta; Magnoliopsida; Celastrales; Celastraceae. Gene Ontology annotation, molecular function: metalloendopeptidase activity; zinc ion binding.